Molecule: messenger RNA, 705 nt
Organism: Monoraphidium neglectum
Lineage: Eukaryota; Viridiplantae; Chlorophyta; Chlorophyceae; Sphaeropleales; Selenastraceae
Product: Dynein, intermediate chain, flagellar outer arm
Exons: 5
Coding region: 1-705 (234 amino acids)
Biological process (GO): cilium movement; outer dynein arm assembly
Cellular component (GO): outer dynein arm
Molecular function (GO): dynein light chain binding; dynein heavy chain binding
Source: RefSeq, a predicted model, not a curated record
AUGGACUUCAAUUGGGCGGCGGGGGAGGAGCACGUCUACGUCAUAGGCACCGAGGAGGGCGGCAUCGCCUAUUCGUCAGAGUACCUGGCCACCUACCCCGGCCACACGAUGGCGACGUACGCCGCCCGCUGGAACCGCCUCCACCCCAAGGUCCUGCUCUCCGCCUCGGCCGACUGGACACUCCGCGUGUGGGACGCGCGGCGGCCGGGGCCCGCGGGGCCCGUGCUAAGCUUCGACCUCGGGGAUGCGGUCGGAGACGCCGCAUGGGCGCCCUACUCGAGCACGGUCAUGGCGGCCGUGACGGACGACGGCCGCGCGCACGUGUUCGACCUCGCGGCCAGCCGGCUCGCGCCGCUGUGCAGCCAGAAGGUCACGCGGUCGGGGCGGCCGACCAAGCUGGCGUUCAAUCAAAAGUACCCUGUCGUGCUCGUGGGGGACUCCAAGGGCAACGUCACGUGUCUCAAGCUGUCCCCAAACCUGCGCCGCAGCAGCGCCGCGGCGCCCGUUGCGGGCGCAGGCGGCGGGGCGGUCGCGGGCGCAGGCGUGGGUGCUGCGGCGGCGGGCGCGGGCGCGGCGGCGGCGGCGCGCAGCAAGUUUGAGGCGGCGGAGCAGCAGCGGCUGGACGCGGUGCUGGAGGUCGCCAUGAAGGGGAGGGCCGGGGGCGGCGGCGGCGCGGGGGGCAGCAGGGGCGGGCACGUGGCAUGA